AGCGUGCCUUGCUCCUUGAAUAAGCUCCAACUCCAACGACAUAUACAGCUUUGGUGCUCGACGGCAUCAUGGCUCCCAAACCGGAUACCCCGUUCCGCUCUGCGGACAUGAGCAUGGUACAGCUCUAUGUCUCCAAUGAAAUCGGUCGCGAAGUUGUUACGGCCCUCGGCGAGCUUGGUCUCUGCCAAUUCCGCGACCUCAACGAGGAUGUCAGCGCAUUCCAACGCACUUUUACUCAGGAGAUUCGACGACUCGACAAUGUUGAGCGACAGCUGCGAUACUUCUACGCUCAGAUGGAUAAGAUCGGAAUCCCGCUCCGAAAGCUGGACCUCGACGUCGAGCGACUUGCGUCACCCUCAACUUCCGAAAUCGACGAGCUUGCCGAGCGAAGCCAGAAGUUGGAACAGCGAGUUUCUGCCCUGAAUGAGAGCUACGAGACUUUGAAGAAGCGCGAGGGCGACUUGACCGAGUGGCGAUGGGUUCUGCGUGAGGCCGGUAGCUUCUUCGACCGUGCUCACGGAAAUGUCGAGGAGAUCCGCGCUUCUACUGAUAACGACGAUGCUCCCCUUCUGUCUGACAUUGAGCAAAACCAGGGUGGCCCCGAUGCCGAGCGUUCUUUCUCCGGCAUGAACAUUGGCUUCGUCGCUGGUGUCAUUGCUAGAGACAGAGUCGCCUCCUUCGAGCGUAUCCUCUGGCGAACACUGCGCGGUAACCUCUACAUGAACCAGUCUGAGAUUCCCGAGCCCUUGAUCGAUCCUACCAACAACGAGGCCAUCAACAAGAACGUCUUCGUUAUUUUCGCUCACGGCAAGGAGAUUCUCAACAAGAUCCGUAAGAUCUCCGAGUCCAUGGGCGCUGAUGUUUACAAUGUCGACGAGAACAGUGAUCUUCGACGUGACCAGAUCCACGAGGUCAACAACCGCCUGGAGGAUGUCCAGAACGUUCUACAAAACACCCAGGCCACUCUUCAGGCAGAGCUUAAUCAGAUCUCUCAGUCGCUGUCUGCCUGGAUGGUUCUUGUCGCCAAGGAAAAGGCCGUGUAUAACGCACUCAACAACUUCUCCUAUGAUAGCGCUCGGCGAACUCUCAUUGCCGAAGCCUGGGUACCUACCAAUGAUCUUCCCCUGAUCAGGACGACCCUUCAGGAUGUUACUAACAGAGCUGGCCUCUCCGUCCCUUCUAUUAUCAAUAAGAUUCAGACCAACAAGACGCCGCCUACUUACCUUAAGACCAACAAGAUCACCGAAGGUUUCCAGACCAUCGUCAAUGCUUAUGGUACCGCCACGUACCAGGAGGUCAACCCGGCCAUUCCUGUUUUUGUCACCUUCCCUUUCCUGUUCGCUGUCAUGUUCGGUGAUUUCGGCCAUGCCAUCAUCAUGCUUUCAGCUGCUCUCGCUAUGAUUUACUGGGAGAAGUCACUGAAGAAGGUCAGCUUCGAACUGUUUGCCAUGAUCUUCUACGGCCGAUACAUUGCCCUGGUUAUGGCUGUUUUCUCUGUUUUUACCGGUCUCAUCUACAAUGAUGUCUUUUCUAUGUCCAUGACUCUGUUUGAGAGUGCUUGGGAGUUUAAGAAGCCCGAGAACUAUACCAACACUACAAGCAUCGUUGCCACUCUAAGGGAAGAUGGUCACCGUUACCCCUUCGGUUUGGAUUAUGCAUGGCACGGAAGUGAGAAUGACCUCCUCUUCAGCAACAGUUUGAAGAUGAAGAUGAGUAUCCUCCUGGGCUGGGCACACAUGACCUACUCGCUCUGCUUCUCUUACAUCAAUGCUCGCCACUUCAAGAAGCCCAUUGACAUCUGGGGUAACUUCAUCCCUGGCAUGAUCUUCUUCCAGUCCAUCUUUGGCUACCUUGUUAUUUGCAUUGUUUACAAAUGGUCUGUUGAUUGGCUGGGCACUGGCCGCCAACCUCCUGGACUGCUCAACAUGCUUAUUUACAUGUUCCUCCAGCCUGGAACUAUUCCUGAGGGCGAAGAGCUUUACGCUGGACAGUCUGUUGUCCAAGUCAUUCUCUUGCUCUUGGCUUUCGUCCAAGUUCCCAUCCUCCUCUUCCUCAAGCCUUUCUAUCUUCGAUGGGAGAACAGCCGUGCUCGCGCCAAGGGUUACCGUAGCAUAGGUGAAACCUCUCGAGUUAGUGCUUUGGACGGCGAUGAUGAAGACGCCAAUGGCCACGGCAACAGCUUCGACGAAGAUGGCGAGGGAGUUGCUAUGAUCUCUCAGAACAUUAGUGAGGAGCAUGAGGAGUUCGAGUUUAGUGAGGUUAUGAUCCACCAGGUCAUUCACACAAUUGAAUUCUGUCUGAACUGUGUCUCUCACACUGCCUCCUACCUCCGACUUUGGGCUUUGUCUCUCGCUCAUCAACAGCUGAGUAUUGUGCUUUGGUCUAUGACCCUUGGCCCUGCCCUCAAAAUGAGCGGCGUUGUCGGUGUCAUCAUGAUUGUUGUUUGUUUUACUAUGUGGUUCUUCUUGACCAUUGCUAUUCUCGUUUGUAUGGAGGGUACCAGUGCCAUGUUGCACUCCCUCCGUCUCGCUUGGGUCGAGUCGUUCUCCAAGUUCGCAGAGUUUGCGGGUUGGCCUUUUGCGCCUUUCUCGUUUAACACCCUGCUGGAAGAGUCGGAAGAGCUCAAGGAUUACUUGGGUUAAUUGGAAGGGUUCGCGUAUAGGUUGCCUUUUUUUUUAUAGCAGUAGACAGUGGUAUUUUUAUUGUAUCAUAGGUAGCAUAGUGCAACAUUAGAAACUCUGGGCUUUUGCCAAGUUUUCUG
Molecule: messenger RNA, 2761 nt
Organism: Fusarium oxysporum Fo47
Lineage: Eukaryota; Fungi; Ascomycota; Sordariomycetes; Hypocreales; Nectriaceae
Product: H(+)-transporting V0 sector ATPase subunit a
Exons: 5
Coding region: 69-2642 (857 amino acids)
Biological process (GO): vacuolar acidification; proton transmembrane transport
Cellular component (GO): vacuolar proton-transporting V-type ATPase complex; fungal-type vacuole membrane; vacuolar proton-transporting V-type ATPase, V0 domain
Molecular function (GO): ATPase binding; proton-transporting ATPase activity, rotational mechanism
Source: RefSeq, a predicted model, not a curated record